AUGAGCGAAAGUGAGAGCGAAAAAUAAGAUGGUUAAAAAGAUUUUUACAAAGAAGCUGUGAAAUUAUAUUAUUAUAAUUGUAUCUUGUACAAUCAUGUAAGGAAUAUAAUAAAUGGAGUUGGAAAAAGUUAUGACAGAGAGAAAUGAUCUAAAAACUAAAGUCCUUAAAUAUGAAUUACUAGGAGGAGAAUUAGCUUAAUUGGAUGAUGAAGAAAUUAUGAAUUAAUUGGAAGAUAGAAAGAAGAAGAGUAGAAGGAGUGCUGCAGAUAUUGAUCGACAAUUUUUUUGUACCUUUAAUAAUUGCAAAAAAGCCUAUGGCACCGAAGCCUCACUUAUAUAACAUUAAAGAUUAAAACACGGCCAAAAUAGUGGCAUGGAUGCAUAUUUUAGAAUUUGA
Messenger RNA from Paramecium primaurelia, 397 nucleotides. The record is from the annotation of a GenBank genome assembly. Lineage: Eukaryota; Ciliophora; Oligohymenophorea; Peniculida; Parameciidae.